Molecule: messenger RNA, 495 nt
Organism: Neurospora crassa OR74A
Lineage: Eukaryota; Fungi; Ascomycota; Sordariomycetes; Sordariales; Sordariaceae
Exons: 2
Coding region: 1-495 (164 amino acids)
Source: RefSeq, a predicted model, not a curated record
AUGGCGAAGGAACAACUGAGGGUUCGGGUUGCCGAGACGGGGUGCGGCAAGGUAGGUACGGUAGGUAGGUACGCAGACAGCCACUGCGGUGGCCCCGAGGAUGUUGUCGUAACGCCCGGUGCGGUCGUUGAGAUGACAGCAGGAGCAGGUGCGAGCCGGGCGCCGGACAGGCUAAGUGCUGCAACCUCCCUGCAACCUGGCGCUGCUGCCCGCAGCAGGCAGGAGAGGCGGGGGCAGAUCAGUCAGGGGAAUCGGGAGUCAAGCAGGGCAAUCUGCUUGCCAGCAGACUGGAGGACCGACAAGAGAGCUGUGAUCGUCUCACAUUCGUGGAUCAAGCAAGGACAAACUGGAGUCCUGGAUUGCGGCAGUGCCUUGGCUGGAGCGCUGCCGGUUGCAGAUGUUCGGUGGACAGGUCUGCGCCUGGAUUAUAAUGGAGGGAGACGGCGGGCCCGGCCCGGGAUGACUGACCUCCAACAGCUGCAAAGUACGAAGUAA